AUGAUUAAUUCUUCAAUGUUAAAGAACGAGUAUAAAUUUGAAACAACAUCAAUUCGAAAGGAUGGUAUUAAAGAUAUUAAAAUUCUUAGUGGAGGAGUAUCAGCUGGCGUUGAGAUAAGUAAUAAUGGAGGAAGAGUUGGACUUGAAGCAAAAAUUAAUAUAUUAGAAUUUAAUGGUUCAAGUUUAAAAGCAAAUUUAGGAAUAAGUACAAAUACUGGUAUAUCGAUUAAUACUCAAUGUUUGGAAGCUAAUCUUGCAGGUUUUGGUGUUAAAUUCGGAAAAGAAAUAUGUAUAACCACAUCUUUUGGAGGUGUAUCACUUGAUCUUGAAACCUUGAUUAAAACGGGUUUAAAUAUCGAUGCAGAUAUAAUAACUAAUAUUGAAGGUUGCAGUAUUAUUGGAGACUUUAUCAAGAAUAGUACAGAUGUGUUAUUUGGUGAUGGAGAUAUACCGACCAAGAUCGCAAAUCACAGCAUUAAGGCUGGGAAAGAAAUAGGUGGUAAUGCGCCUAUUGGAGAUGUAUUAUUUGGUAAUGGAGAUAUACCGACUAAUAUUGCAAAUCUAUGCAUUAAGACUGGGAAAGAAAUAGGUGAUAAUGUGUCUAUUGGAGAUGAAUUGUUUGACAUUGAAGAUUCAAUUAAGACUGUUACAAAUGUAACAUGCAAUAAUAAAAGUUUGAUGACUGAUAUAAUAAACUGUGGUAUUAAGGUUGGAAAGGAAAUAGGUAUCAACACGUCUAUUGGUGAUGAAUCACUUAAUAUUGAGAAAUUGAUUACUACUGGUAUAAACAUAUUAACUAAUAAUAAAAAUGUGGAUGAUAUGAUUACAGGUCUAGAUCUUAAAGUUGAGAAAGAAAUAAGUGACAACAUAAAUACAAGUUCAUCAUGUAAUAAUGAAGGUUGCAGUAUUAAUAUUGGAAAUGAAAUAGGUAUCAACAAAAAUAUUAGAAAUGUAGUUUCUAAUAUUAAAAAUUUAACUAGUUGGAUUGGAAACAAAUCAACAAUUUUCUUAAAUUGA
Molecule: messenger RNA, 1017 nt
Organism: Cetraspora pellucida
Lineage: Eukaryota; Fungi; Glomeromycota; Glomeromycetes; Diversisporales; Gigasporaceae
Source: the annotation of a GenBank genome assembly